This is a messenger RNA of Uncinocarpus reesii 1704, 852 nucleotides long. RefSeq lists its product as uncharacterized. The transcript has 2 exons. Gene Ontology annotation, biological process: dephosphorylation. Lineage: Eukaryota; Fungi; Ascomycota; Eurotiomycetes; Onygenales; Onygenaceae. Bases 1 to 852 code for a protein of 283 amino acids. Gene Ontology annotation, molecular function: phosphoprotein phosphatase activity. The record is from RefSeq and is a predicted model, not a curated record.
AUGGCCACACUCGCCCAAAACACCGACCUCGAGACGCUCGUCAAAACCGACGUCCUCACCGCCAUCGCCCCCAAUCUCAUUCAACCCUUCAUCGCAAGCCGACCCUUCAUUUUCGUCCCCGGCACCUUUAACCUGCGCGACAUCGGCCAGCCCACCUGCACCCCACCCGUCCGCAGCAACUUCCUCUACCGCUCCGGCAUGCUCUCCUCCAUCACCGAUGCCGGCGUGACCAAACUCGUCUUGGAGCUAGGUGUCAAGAAGAUAUUUGAUCUCCGUUCUGCGAAAGAGUGCGAGGCGUUUCCCGCGCCGUACAUAGCGGAUGUGGAGAUCCGCUGGCUGCCGCCGGCGCAGGAGCCGCGACCGGUGGUGUACAGUGAGUUUGGCGCCGAGGAUGGCGGGUUGAAGGCGAUGGUGGAGUUUUACAAGGAUAUCUUGGUGACGCAUGUGCCUGUGUACAAGGAGGUGUUUGAGCACAUUCGGGAUGAGAGAGAUAAUCCCAUUGUGUUUCAUUGUGCUGGCGGGAAGGACCGAACUGGUGUUUUGACAGCGCUUAUCCUAGGCAUUGCGGGCUGUUCUCCAGACGUUAUUGCGCGGGAAUAUGUGCUCACCCGUAUUGGAGUGGAACCCGCCCGCUCGGUCAUCAUGGGGGAAAUUCUCACAAGUGACAUCGCAUCUGACCCUGUGAAGAGAAGGGGGUUUGCGGGCCUGUGUAGUGUCAACUAUGAAACGAUGAUCCAGUUUCUUGAGCAUUUGGAGGGAUGCUAUGAGAACGGUGCUGAGGGAUAUGUCAAAAGUGUGCUGGGAUUCUCUGAUGAUGAUGUGGCGAAGAUCAGAGAGAAUUUGACUGCGUAG